Molecule: messenger RNA, 1989 nt
Organism: Chara braunii
Lineage: Eukaryota; Viridiplantae; Streptophyta; Charophyceae; Charales; Characeae
Source: the annotation of a GenBank genome assembly
AGGUUUGUCAGUCAGGGGUUAGAGUCUAAGUGGAAAGGAGUGGAAUCGUUCUAUCACCAUGGUUGACACCCGGAGUGGGAAGAGCACUAGCCCCAACACCCAGGAGCAGCAAGAGAAGAUGGCCGCCCUAGUGAAAGAAAACAAAGAGAGGAAGGAGCUCGAGAAGCAGGCGAAGCUAAAGGCAAUCGCAGAGGAGCAGGCGGCAAAGAUGAAGACGUUGGAGGAGAGGAUGAAGAAAGUUCAGAAGGAGGAGGAAGAGAGGAGAAAGGCUGUUGAGGAAGAAGCGGCAGCAGAAGAAGAAAAAGAGAGAAUGCGUAUUGAGAGUAGAGAGGGGAGCAGUGGCACGAAAAAGGACGAAGAAGCAGAGAUGGAGAAGAAGAUAAGCGAGUGGGUCGCUACUUUAUCAUUGGGGGAAGAUGAGGAGGCGGAGUCUUAUGUGCCUCAGGAUAAGAGAGAUGCGUUAGCCAGGGAGCUAAUGGCAAUGGAGGACCCCAUGGAACGGCGAGAAAGAGAGGAGGAGCAGAAGUUGGAAUGGAAGUUGAGAAUGAAGAGGGAGAAGAAGAGGAGGGAGGAAGUCAAUAGGCUGACCGCAGAGGUGGCAAAGGUGCAGGCCUGUAGGCAAGAAGUGGAGGCGCAGGCAGACGACAAGGCCAAAUGGGAUAAAGUGUUGGGAUACCUAGAGGUGCUGAGCGCAGCACGGAUGGAGGAGCGCCAGGCCAGUUGGAGUCAGGAGGUAGCCUUGAGUGCCAUGCGGUCGGGGUUUAGGGAUAUGGUUACCCACGUUGGGGGAGAAGUAAGAAGGUUGAGAGACAACGUGGGGAAGUUUUGUGAGGGCGCUAUCGAGGGCGCCAAAGCGGUAGCCGCUGUAGAAGGCGAGGCCAGGCCUCGCAACGACCCAGUCAAGCUUAAGUUCCCCGAUGCUUACGGGGGGAAAUCUGACGAGAACUUCGAUAACUGCGAGGCUAGUGUAAACAGUUACGUUUACCUACAGCACAUAGUGCAGGACGAUCAAGUCCUGGUAGCUUUCCAAGCCCUCAAGGACGAAGCGGCUAGUUUCGCUAGGUCUCUCACGCACGCGGCCGGUUGUGAAAACAACAUGGUCGCCUAUUCCAACGUCACCCCCCUCCCUCAAUUCUUCAAGCUCCUUAGAGAGCGCUUUGCUGAUCUUCGCAGGGGCGUCAGAGCCUCUGAUAAGCUCCAAACGAUCCACUCACGACAGUGGAGGAGUGCCAAGGCACUCAAGGGCGUUCUUGACGACUUGGUAGCCGUCCCAGACCAUGGGGUCACUGAGCCCCAAUUGGUCCAAUUAUUUAAUCGUGCCAUGCCAGAGCCCCUGCGUGGGCACUUUCUUGAUAAGUUCCAACAACCCACCAUGACAUACGAUGCGCUCAGUAGAGAGGUGGUGCUGUUUGAGGCCAAGUCCAUGCCAGUUUCCACUUUCUGGCAUAAGGACUUAGAAAAGGGCAAAAGGUGGAAAGGCCGUACCAUCUCAGGCCAAGUUAGGGCCAAGGAUCAUAUGAUCCUUACCUUAGAGGAGGGUGGUACAGAUGAGGUCCCAUAUAGUCAGAUCGAGUGGGGCCUUGAGGAGGAGGACAGUAGCGUCGGGCAGGGGAGGUCCUAUGCUGCUGUCGCGGCUGGAGGGAGGCCGCAAAGUAGAGGAGGAGGCCAGGGCCAAAGGGGCCAGGCCAUGGGAGGCCGAGGACCGGGCGCACAAGCGGACAAGGGAACCGCCAAGUGGGAGGUAGGGGUCAAGGUCCCCCGCCAAAUCGUCAAGGUUCUUGUCGGUCCCCACAGCGACGAGGUGGAAGGGCACCUCAAGGAGGAUGGCACCCAGGCUUGCCACAGGGCAGGCCCUAGGAAGAUUUGGGCUUGGACCAACGCGUAUGGCAAGAACACGUGGACCAGGGUCAGUGCGUAUUCUGUGGUGACCCUGCCCAUGUAAUAAAAUUUUGUCCCAAGUAUAGACAGGCCCGUUGGGCUGCCCAGCAG